AGAGUCUGGACAACAUUCAUCUCACUUGCACUCAUUACAGUGCUGUACUAAGCUUUUGAGGAUCUUUUGGUUGGACUGGGGAAUAUUUUUCACGUCGAUCUUGACGAACAGAAGAGUGACAUAAGAUUAUUUUCCUGCUGGAAAAAUGGCACUCAGACCAGACUCAGAUAAAGAACCGCGAAUUGAGCUCUUCAUAAAGGCGGGUCAUGAUGGAGAAAAUGUGGGGAAUUGUCCCUUCUGCCAGAGACUCUUCAUGGUUCUUUGGCUGAAAGGAGUCAAAUUCACAGUAACCACUGUGGAUAUGAGGAAGAAGCCCGAUGAGCUGAAGGAUUUAGCUCCAGGUACCAACCCUCCUUUCCUACUGUACAAUGGCACACUAAAGACUGACUUCAUUAAGAUCGAAGAGUUCCUGGAGACUACUCUCGCCCCUCCACGCUAUCCUCAUCUCAGCCCUCGCUACAAAGAGUCCUUUGAUGUUGGUGCUGACAUUUUUGCCAAGUUUUCUGCUUUCAUCAAGAACAGUCCAAACAAUGCUUUCCAUGAAAAAGCCUUACUGAGGGAGUUUAAGCGCCUGGAUGACUAUCUAAACACUCCGCUCCAGGACGAGCUGGAUCAAAACAUCAGCGUCUCCAAAAGAAAGUUCCUCGAUGGAAACCGCUUAACACUGGCAGACUGCAACUUAUUGCCAAAGCUGCACGUCAUCAAGGUUGCUGCCAGGAAAUACUGCAAUUUUGAUAUUCCAACUCAGUUCACUGGAGUGUGGCGUUAUUUGCAGAGUGCGUAUGAAAGAGAAGAGUUCAGCCAGACCUGUCCAGCUGAUAUUGAAAUCGAGAAAGCCUAUCUGAGUGUGGUCAAGAGGAACUGAACUUCAGAUCAAUGAGGAAACACAGGGGGGAAAUGUUAAAUAAUGUAAAUAAGUUUAUAGCCGUUUGCAUAGUUGUAUUGGAAAUCUAUUACAGCAAACGCAAACAACACAGUGUUUGCUAAUGAACUUUCUUUCUUGGAGUCCAUAAGAUGUACUACAAUACUUUUUGAGUGACUCUUACCUUUAAAAAGGCUUUAUUCUGGUAGUUUUAGAGGUUAUAGGAUCCUUUGCAAAUGCUCUUACAUACAAAUGUAAUUUUUUGUGCAUAGUGUACAGUAUACUGUAAAUGUAUUUUAUCUUCAUUAUAGGCCAAUUUCGGUUAUACGUAUAACUAAAAUGUCUGUUUUUAAUCUUUUUUAAGAAUGAGUAGAGAACACUGUGGAGACAAAAGUGUAGUUUAAAUCCAAAUGGUUGUAUUGUGUGAAGGGGUAUUGUGAAGGAGUCAUGAAUAAGAAAGAGACUGAACUGCUUUCUUUCAGAUUUUACUUAGAAAUAAAAUUAAUAUCAUACAUGUCA
Messenger RNA from Danio rerio (zebrafish), 1381 nucleotides. It is a transcript of the gene clic2, whose product is annotated as CLIC family member 2. NCBI's taxonomy places the organism in Eukaryota, Metazoa, Chordata, Actinopteri, Cypriniformes, Danionidae. The record is from RefSeq and is marked validated. Gene Ontology annotation, cellular component: cytoplasm; membrane. Gene Ontology annotation, molecular function: chloride channel activity. Gene Ontology annotation, biological process: chloride transmembrane transport.